AUGUCACCAUUAGCAACCAUCUUUGCUAUCUCUACUACUGAAUUGGAGUUUGUUGACGCUGUAACCGCUACCCGCUUGGACUGUCCCUCCCCCACGCUUGUGGAAACUACUUCUUAUGCUUGGAUUCCUCCAGUGCUUCAUAGAGUUAAAAUCAACUUGGAUGUUGCAUGGUCUCCCACAUCCAAUCAGGGUGGCAUUGGUCUGGUUGUUCGUGACUAUAUGGGAACCUUUUUUUUAGCAAUGGCUAUUCCCUGUAUGGCAAACUCUGUGCAGGAGGCUGAGGCUUUGGCAGCUGUUGAAGCCUGUUCUUUAGCUAUUGAACACGGGUUCAGACAUGUCCAGUUUGAGUCGGAUUGCCUGGAGGUGGUCCGUGGGAUCAGUGACAACAUUAGACGUGGUAGGUGGGAGUUGUACCCACUCUUAUGUAGGAUUCAGGAUCAACUUGGCCAUCCAAACUUUGAGUUUUCUAGCUGGACUUGGCGUCCAAGAUCAGCAAAUGUGGUAGCAGAUCAUAUUGUGAAUUUGGCUUGA
This is a messenger RNA of Prunus armeniaca (apricot), 531 nucleotides long. NCBI's taxonomy places the organism in Eukaryota, Viridiplantae, Streptophyta, Magnoliopsida, Rosales, Rosaceae. The record is from the annotation of a GenBank genome assembly.